GAAAGGACCCACACAACCGGAAGUUUUGAGAGCAUGAAGUAAACAUUGGAGUUAACGCUCAUAAUAAUUGACUUUCUGCUUUUCAGACUCCUCAGAGUGGAUAAAAAUGAAUAACAUGUCCCCUGAGGUUGCACUGCACCGGAUCUCACCUGAACUGCGGCCCUUGCUGUGCAGCGUGGUGAGGAACGGUCGUGUGGGGCUGGACUCCACAAACUGUCUCCGUGUCACAGACCUCAAAACUGGAUGUACAUCUCUGACUCCUGGUCCUUGCUGUGAUCGCUUCAAACUUCACAUCCCCUAUGCUGGAGAAACUCUCAAAUGGGACAUCAUGUUCAAUGCACAGUAUCCAGAGUUGCCUCCAGAUUUUAUUUUUGGAGAAGAUGCCGAGUUUCUCCCCGAACCAUCAGAGCUACCGCACUUGGUCCAGUGGGAUGCAGGGAAUCCUGAAUGUUUGCUCCAGCUGGUGAAGGAGCUUAUCCAGCAGUACCACCACUACCAGUGCCAGCGUCUGCGCGAGAGCUCCAGGCUCCUCUUUGAGUAUGACAGCCUGCUGGAGGAUCCCAACUACGGCCGCAACAUGGAGAUUUAUGCCGGACGCAAGAACAGCUGGACAGGAGAGUUUUCAGCCCGUUUCCUUCUUAAACUCCCUGUGGACUUCAGCAACAUCCCCGUCUACCUCCUCAAGGACACAGCUCUGGACCCUGGAGAGGAUGUGGCCCUUCUCUCUGUGAGCUUCGAGGAUGCUGAGGCCACCCAAGUCUUUCCUAAACUCUACCUCUCCCCCAGCAUUGAACAUGCUCUGGGAGGCUCCUCUGCACUUCAUAUCCCAGCAUUCCCCAGUGGAGGAUGUCUAAUUGACUAUGUCCCUCAAGUGUGCCAGUUACUCACCAACAAAGUGCAGUAUGUCAUCCAAGGCUAUCACAAGAGGAGAGAGUACAUCGCUGCCUUCCUCAGCCACUUUGGAAUGGGGGUGGUGGAGUAUGACGCCGAGGGAUUCACAAAACUCACCCUGCUGCUCAUGUGGAAAGACUUUUGCUUCCUAGUGCACGUGGAUCUCCCGCUGUACUUCCCCAGGGACCAGCCCACCCUCACCUUCCAGUCUGUGUACCACUUCACCAACAGCGGUCAGCUUUAUUCUCAGGUGCAGAAAUCGUAUCCCUACAGCCCGCGCUGGGACGGCAAUGAGAUGGCCAAGAGGGCAAAGGCGUACUUCAAGAGCUUCAUCCCUCAAUUCCAAGAGGGAGCCUUUGCCAACGGGAAACUCUAGUGCUCUCUAGCUUAAUGACAUGCCUGGAGAGUUGCCAGUGGGAGUGUGUAUGUGAGCGUGUGUUUGUGCAUGCCAUUGUGUAUACCUGUAUGCACAGACGGUACAGUACUUUUCUCAAAUGAACAGUACACUGAGAAUGACAGUGUGCGUUUUUGCACACAGACUAAGUUGUUUGGCCUUGAAUUUGUUGCCUCUUAGUCAAUAACUUCACUUUUUAUUUACUCGUAGAGGCACUGCAACAUGCUACAGCUAAAAACCAGCCCUAAUGAUGAUAGAUUAUCACUAUUGCUAGCACAGUAAAGGGCCUUUAUUUUGAAAAGAAACUCCAUACUCUGACAGGAACUUAAUUUGACAAACUGUACAGACUACAGUCUGUUUUAUUGUGUUGUGCCAAUGGCGCCUGGCUUCAAGCAGUUAAAUCUCAAAGGCUGGGGCUCACAACACUCCAUCCAGAGGUGCCGUGCCGGGAGAAACAGACGUUUGUUGAUAUGUAAACAAUAUGUAAACUGUAUUACCUACACAACGAGCUGUAGGGAGGAUGCAAAACACCAUUGCUUCUGUUUGUCUGUCGUUCACCAGAUUGUCUGAAUUUUGGCUCCACUGUCAAUGUUUAAAUCAUCUCCAACUUGCCUUUUAAUUGUUAAAAUGCUGUAUGCUUUAUGACUAUAUGACAUGACUAUUUGAAGCUUCGUCAGCUUUUCCUGACAUGUUGACUGUACUGUAAGUUAAUUAUGUUUUGUCAAAAUUUCUACCCAGUAAAGAAGAAGUGUGUCUCCUCUGA
Seriola dumerili (greater amberjack) is the source of this 2048-nucleotide messenger RNA. RefSeq names its product BRISC and BRCA1 A complex member 2 (gene babam2). The transcript has 12 exons. The coding region runs from base 107 to 1267 and encodes 386 amino acids. Gene Ontology annotation, biological process: double-strand break repair. The record is from RefSeq and is a predicted model, not a curated record. NCBI's taxonomy places the organism in Eukaryota, Metazoa, Chordata, Actinopteri, Carangiformes, Carangidae. Gene Ontology annotation, cellular component: BRCA1-A complex; BRISC complex.